CACAUUGUCAGAAUUCCAAGAACGAAUGCCAUGACCCUCGACCAAAAUCAUGCUGUCAACCAAUCCAACCAUGGCGGCGACCACUCUUCUCCUCCACCACCGCAACCAUUAUCGAAAAAUGCGCAAAAGAAGCUAUUGAAGCAACAAAGGUUCGAAGCGAAAAAAGCGGAGAAAAAAGCCGCCAUUAAAGAGGAGAAGAAACGACAAGCUGAGAGGAAGCGGAAAGAAUGGGAAGAAAAGCUCUCAAGUCUGCCACAAGAAGAGAGAUUGAAAAUGAUAGAGUCAAGAAAAGGGAUGAGGAAAGAACGGAUGGAUCAGAGGACGGAAGAGAGAGAGAGCAAAGCUCUUAGGCUUUCGGAAGCUAAGAAACACGGGCAGAACAUUGUUGUGGACCUAGAAUUCUCUGAUCUCAUGGCUCCUAAUGAGAUUCAUAGCCUCGUUAACCAGAUAAUGUAUUGUUAUGCGGUGAAUGGAAGAAGUAUGGUCCCUUGUCAUCUCUGGUUGACUGGCUAUGAGGGAGAAAUUGAAAGCCAGUUUCAAAAGAUUCCUGGGUUUGACAAAUGGAUAAUCGAGAAGCAUAAUGGUCCUUAUAUCAAUACAUUUGAAAGUGAAAAGGAGCAUUUGGUAUACCUGACAGCAGACUCAGAAACUAUGCUCUCCGAACUUGAUCCAAAGAAAAUUUAUAUCGUUGGUGGGCUUGUAGAUAGAAAUAGAUGGAAAGGGAUAACCAUGAAGAAAGCUGUAGAGCAAGGAAUUGAAACAGCAAAACUUCCAAUUGGGAACUACCUCAAGAUGUCUGGUUCUCAGGUCCUUACAGUGAAUCAAGUUAUAGAAAUACUUGUCAAGUUCUUGGAAACUAAAGACUGGAAGGCUUCAUUCUUCCAUGUGAUUCCACAAAGGAAAAGAGGUGAAWCUGAAGCACAAGGAUCUCAAGAAGAAGCUCAAGUGGAUGAGAAUUUUGAUCAAGAGAUUAAAAGGCAAUGCAUUGAAAACACAGAUAGCCUGUAGGUGUGACCUUCCAUUGUAACUUAUAUCCUACAGUACUGCUGAUGCAAAACAUUUCUCAAUUCCAGUUGGAUUCAUAUGUUGAUUUUGAGUUAAGCUUAAGAAAUCUUUUUAUAUUUACCAUAAAUAUGGAAUAUGACACCUGAAAUAGUAGUAUCAAAACAUUAAUCCUUGAUCCGUUGUUAUCUGCAAU
Molecule: messenger RNA, 1198 nt
Organism: Cynara cardunculus var. scolymus (artichoke)
Lineage: Eukaryota; Viridiplantae; Streptophyta; Magnoliopsida; Asterales; Asteraceae
Product: tRNA (guanine(9)-N1)-methyltransferase-like
Exons: 3
Coding region: 31-1008 (325 amino acids)
Biological process (GO): tRNA N1-guanine methylation
Cellular component (GO): nucleus
Molecular function (GO): tRNA binding
Source: RefSeq, a predicted model, not a curated record